Xiphophorus couchianus (Monterrey platyfish) is the source of this 1087-nucleotide messenger RNA. RefSeq names its product zinc finger, matrin-type 5 (gene zmat5). Gene Ontology annotation, molecular function: zinc ion binding. Gene Ontology annotation, cellular component: U12-type spliceosomal complex. The transcript has 6 exons. Lineage: Eukaryota; Metazoa; Chordata; Actinopteri; Cyprinodontiformes; Poeciliidae. The coding region runs from base 252 to 779 and encodes 175 amino acids. The record is from RefSeq and is a predicted model, not a curated record.
GGAUACACAUGACAACUUCCUCUGCUAUGUUUUCCCAGCUUAUGCACAGCGACCAGCUAAAAGCUACAAACAUGUUUUAAUGACCGCAGAAAAGCUGUUUUUGUUGUUUUUGAAAUGUUGGUGCAUGUUAUAGCAAACGCUUAAGAGCCACAGUGAAGUUCUGCCAGUGCCGUAUAAGGACAAUUAACAUUUAACGUCUUUUUUUCUCUGCUUACUCUCUCGCCUAUUGACAGCUCUCCGAGUGGAGCACCAUGGGGAAGAGGUAUUACUGUGACUACUGUGACCGGUCCUUUCAGGACAACAUGCACAACAGGAAGAAACAUCUAAAUGGCGUUCAGCAUCACAGAGCGAAGAAAGCCUGGUUUGACCAAUUCAGAGAUUCUGCUGCUGUUCUCCACGAUGAGCAAAUAAAGAAACCCUGCAGGAAGUUUCUCCAAAAAGGAAUAUGUGAUUUUGGCCCAAACUGCAGAUUUUCUCACAUGUCUGAAGAGGAUCUGUUCAACUUAAAAAGACACAUGGAAGAGGAAAGACAACACAAAGAGGACUUUGAGGACAGAAUCAUCAAUGGGCGAAGUAUAGAGGAAUGGCUCUCGAAAAGGGAAAAGAAGCAAGCAGCUCUUGGUAGCAAAGGAGACUCAAAAACCAAGGAGGACAAUGAGGAGGAUGAAGCAGAAAGCGAUAUUCCUCAACAACUCUUCUCCAUUCCUGACCUCCCACCCUCACUGUUGCCUCCUCCUCCAGGUGGAUGGAGAGUCAGCGCAAGCAGCGAGUGGGGCUGAAGAGCAUUCAUUCCAGGGUUCAAAUCCCAAUAACUAGGUAUAUGAUGUCUUUAGAGGAACAUUUAUUUCAAAGAGAUUGUUUCACAUUUUUGUUUGAGGAUAUGCUCAUGUUUUCAGCUGCUAUAAAACUCCUAAAUGUCUAACUUCAGAUUGAAGGAAAAGGUUUGAGCAAGAAUCCAGCAGACAUAUUUGGAAUCCCCUGAAAUACAUCUAUUUACUAUCAUUUACAUUGCUGUAGCUAAAGCAUAAAAUAUAAGGAAUUUUGAGUUAUUAUGAAGACUAAUAAAAGAAGAAAAAAUUACAAAAUA